AUGGAGGGAGCAGAUGCAAAAAAAGGCCAAGUUUACUCGGCAAGAGCUGAUAGUCAUCCUCAAUGUUCUUCCAUGGAGCCAAAUGAAUCUCUUAAGCGAUUUCAGUCUGUUUCAAUCUUCCUACCUGUUUCUGAUUCUGCUGCAGAUAUCUAUCAAUCCCAAAAGCUUGUCUUUGAUGAUAAAACAGGGAGAGGAAUUGGCAUUAACGGCCAAGAAAGCAUUCCAGAGAAUUCUGAUUUGAAAAAUGGGGAUUCAAACAACACUGCACCAACAAAAAAUUUCAGAAACUUUUUAAAACGCAUGUGUUCCAGUGUCUCUGCUGCAAGUAGAUUUGCCAAUUGGCAACCGCAUGAAACUUUCAAAGACACGAGCUAUGAUGCCUUCAAGAAAAUGUCAGGAAAAUUAGAGAGGCAGUUCUCAAAUUUUCGCGGGAAGCCAAUUGAGCCUCCUAAUGUCAUCAACGAUUCACAAGACACAGAAACAGAAUCUUUGCCAGCAUUGGAUCGUUACUUGGACGCCUUAGAAGGACCAGAAUUAGACACUCUGAGAGAAUCAGAGGAGCUUGUUCUUCCUAAUGACAAGACAUGGCCUUUUCUACUUCGAUUUCCGAUAUCCACUUUCGGUAUAUGCCUUGGUGUGGGAAGCCAAGCCAUGCUAUGGAAAGCACUGGCUUUAUCUCCCUCAAUGAGCUUUAUGAAUAUAAGCCCAACCAUCAAUAUUGUCCUGUGGUGCAUCUCAAUUGGCGUAUUUAGCUUGGUGGCCUCAAUAUAUCUUCUUAAGAUCAUAUUUUACUUUGCAGCAGUAAAAAGAGAGUACUACCAUCCUGUGAGAAUCAACUUCUUUUUUGCUCCAUGGGUAGCUUGUCUAUUUUUCGCAAUUGGUUUGCCCCCGCAAGUUGGGAAAAGCAUACCUGAUAUCUUAUGGUAUGUGCUCAUGGUCCCAAUACUCUGCCUUGAUCUGAAGAUGUAUGGCCAGUGGAUGCUCGGAGGUGAACAAAGGCUUUCGAAGGUGGCUAAUCCUUCAAAUCAUUUGGCCGUGGUCGGAAACUUUGUUGGUGCAUUGUUAGGGGCAAAUAUAGGACUUAAAGAAGGUCCUAUAUUUUUCUUUGCAGUUGGUUUGGCGCAUUACACUGUGCUAUUUGUCACUUUGUAUCAGAGGCUUCCAACAAAUGACACUCUGCCAAAGGAUCUUCAUCCAGUCUUCUUCUUAUUCAUAGCUGCACCUAGUGUUGCUUGCACUGCAUGGGCUAAAAUUUCUGGUGAAUUUGGUAUUGGUGCAAGAAUCCCUUACUUCGUCGCCAUGUUCCUAUAUUCUUCCCUUGCUGUUCGAGUUAGUUUCUUCAGAGGAUUUAGGUUUUCAUUAGCAUGGUGGGCAUACACGUUUCCAAUGGCUGGAUCUGCGAUUGCAACAAUAAGAUAUGCAGAUCAAGUCAAUAAUUAUAGUUCAAAAGCUCUCCUUCCCCUCUCAACAGUCUCUACCUUGACUGUAUCGAUUCUUCUUCUUAAUACAAUCAUCCAUGCCUUUGUGUUCAAAAACCUCUUCCCAAAUGACAUUGCCAUUGCAAUAUCAAAUAAGAAAUCAAAAUCAAAGAAAUCGCACGAACCCUGCUCGCGAACACUAGCCGUCGCGCGUCCCCAGCCCGAGCUCGAAGCCCAGAGGCCGCCGCUGCUCGCCGUCAAACGUCGGCGUCACUUCCUCCAGCCGCCGACCACCUUAUCCAUCCAAGCACCUCCUCCAAAUAGCUGGUCAGGCAGCGCCACCUCCUCCUCUCAGCCAGCCGGACGUGCGGCCUCCCCUUCUCGUCGGCGACGUCCCAGCGACCUCCUUACACUUCGACGUCGACUUUUCACCGACCUCAGCUUUUCCCUCACCAAUCCGAGCUCUCCCUCGCCGGCAUGCUCUCUCAUUUUGAGUUUCCCCUUUGCCGGCCAAGCCGUCUCUUCGGCCCCUCUCCCGCCGACAAGGCUUCCUCUACCGACGAAACCUCGGACAGCAAGGUUUCUGUCGUCGCCUCCUUCGCGCACAAGAUCGAGGGCAGAGCACCAUCCUCUCUCUUGGAUUUCUUUGUGUGUUCCACUGGAAAGCUCCGUCGCCGAAGCACCUUGUCGGCUCUCAUUCCUCGGUGGUUAG
This is a messenger RNA of Phalaenopsis equestris, 2130 nucleotides long. Its product is annotated as S-type anion channel SLAH2-like. Gene Ontology annotation, molecular function: voltage-gated monoatomic anion channel activity. Gene Ontology annotation, cellular component: membrane. The record is from RefSeq and is a predicted model, not a curated record. The coding region runs from base 1 to 2130 and encodes 709 amino acids. NCBI's taxonomy places the organism in Eukaryota, Viridiplantae, Streptophyta, Magnoliopsida, Asparagales, Orchidaceae. The transcript is spliced from 6 exons. Gene Ontology annotation, biological process: transmembrane transport; intracellular monoatomic ion homeostasis.